GUAGCCAGUGGUAGAAGUUGAUUCCAGCUUUUUCUCUCUCGAUCUCUCUCUCUCUCUCUUCCCCCCUCGUCAACACCACCAAUACCACCACCACCACCGCUGCUGUUCACUAAACUAAAACUAACGAGAUUUGCCUGUGUGAGAAAAAUAAGGCUUGUGUGGUUUGGUGGUGGUUCAUAUAUUUAUUUUUUUUUAUUUUGUUUUUUUUUUCUUCAUACUGGGACAGAUCUGGUGACAAGAGAGAUACGCACUCACAUACACAUACACGCUCCUCUUCUAACACUCAUUCUCUGUGUGUCUCUCUCUCUCUGUCACACACUCACACACAUACAUAUUACAGUCAGCCAGUGUUCUCUCUCUCUCUCUCUCUAGAACCGAGCCUCCAGUUGCUGUCUGUACACAACAGCGCCUCUGGUGGCACUAGUUCGCCCGCCCGUAUAUCGGGCACCUGUCAAUGACUACACCACCAAUAUUAGCGUUAUCACAACUGGAAUUUACGAUGAUUGGAACGGCAUCAUCAUCGCCGCCGCCACCUGCACCACCACGCCGGAUUUAUUGACACCCUCCCCCCACACAAAUAUAUAUAUAUAUAUAUAUACAUACAAAAUAUAUAUAAAUUCUUGGAACAAGAAAUUGUUGUACACCCCACCCAUCUCGCAACGGUCCUGAGAUGUAUUUAUGCUGGUAUCCGACUUACAACCAAGCUCCACUACAUGUACCUCCUGUACACCCUCUGCCCACCCUUCCAGCCCCGGGUCCACCACCACCACCCAGUGAGAUAAUAUUACCAUUACAGUUUGCCACUGAACAAAUUUUCCCUGUCAGUAGGAAGAGAGGAUCGGAAGAACUUAUGUCCCACAGCCCAAUGGUUACGAACGGGACCGGGAUGAGCCCCCACCACGUGGAUAGUGCAGAUAUGAACAAUGAUGCCAAAAAGGUAAAACUGGAGCAGAGCCAGGCAGCUACAGUGUCUAAAGUUGUUCAUCUGCGUGGUCUCCCAAUAGAGGCAUCUGACCAAGAUGUUAUUCCUCUUGGCAUACCUUUUGGCCGCAUAACCAAUUUUCUACUCCUGAAGCAAAAGAAUCAGGCUUUCAUGGAAUUCUCAGACGAGAGACAAGCAGAAUCAAUGGUGUUAUAUUACACAAACGACAAACCUAGAGUACGCAACAAAGAUGUCUAUGUCCAGUUUUCCAACCACAAGGAGUUGAAGAUAGACGUAGCACAUCCUUAUCAAAACACAAAUACUCAAGCAGCUUUGCAGGCUGCACAGGCCAUCAUGGGAAGUCCAGAGGAAAUGAACAAGACCAUUCUGAGAGUUAUUAUAGAUAACAUGGUGUUCCAAAUCAACAUAGACAUUCUGUAUCAGAUAUUUUGCAAAUUUGGGACGAUUCAGAAGAUUAUUACAUUCACAAAAAAUAAUACCUAUCAGGCCGUCAUACAGUUUAGCGACCCAGUCAGUGCAAGAAGUGCCCGAAUGACUUUGGAUGGUCAGAAUAUUUACAAUGGGUGCUGUACGAUGAGAAUUGAUUAUUCAAAAAUGACGAGUCUUAAUGUAAAGUACAAUAAUGAGAAGAGCCGAGACUACACCAAUCCCAGCCUCCCUGCUGGUGACGCUUCCGUGGAUCAGGCUUUGACUUUUGGUUCCCCUGGUGUGUUGUCGUCGACAAUUGCAGCUGUGCCUGGCCUAGGAACUGCCCCACUAACCACAUUUGGUGCCGCACCCGGAGCUACGCUGCUUUCUGACCCCAGUCAGCAGUAUAUUGGUGCUGAUAUGCAGAUCUGCACUUCUGCUCCCGGAGUGGGUCCGCCAGCUGUACCGAUGUCUGGCUUUGGUUUGACUGCUGCAGGUAUGGGUGCUGCACGGCUCAGUAUGCCCUUACAAUCUCAAGCUGGUAACUGUGUGCUCUUGGUUUCCAAUCUGGAUGAAGAGAUGGUCACGCCCGACGUUCUUUUUACCCUUUUUGGUGUGUACGGUGAUGUGCAACGCGUGAAAAUCCUUUUCAACAAGAAGGAUAAUGCACUGGUACAAAUGGCGGAGCCUCACCAUGCUCAAUUAGCCAAAACUUACCUGGAUAAGCUGACUUUGUAUGGCAAACAGAUCAGGGUGGCUCCCUCCAAACACACAGUGGUCCAGAUGCCCAAGGAAGGCCAGCAGGAUUCCGGCUUAACAAGAGACUACACAAAUUCCCCACUCCACAGAUUCAAGCGACCUGGCUCAAAGAACUGUCAGAAUAUAUUCCCCCCCUCAGCAGUUUUGCAUUUAUCUAACAUUCCAUCUAAUGUUCCUGAAGAACAGCUCAAAGAUAUGUUUGCUGAAUAUGGCACUGUAAAAGGGUUCAAAUUCUUUCCGAAAGACAGGAAAAUGGCCCUCAUCCAAAUGGGAUCCAUUGAAGAAGCUGUGAAAGCUCUUAUUUGCCUCCACAACUAUCCUUUGAGUGAAAGCAAUCAUUUGCGUGUUUCAUUUUCCAAGUCAACAAUUUGAAGCUAUGAGGGUGUUGUUGCGAGCGGCAGAUGGAGCAGUGGUGCCAUCACCCAGCAGCUGUUGAGCCCAGUAUUGUGCCACUGCACUACAGCAGAAACAUGACCAAGAAGAGCCACCAGGAGCAGCACUUGCAAACAAACACAUUUGCCAGUGCUCUACACACACACACACACACAUACACGUACACACACACGCCAUUUUCAUACCACAGACCUGUCCUCUCAUUUGUUUGCUUGCUCACUUAAAAGUUUUCCACUUUGCUGUGAAAUUAAUCUAGCUGAUAAGUGCCUUGUUGAAUCCAAGGAUUUGCCCCCUCCCCUCCAAAAAGAAAAUAUUAUAAACAAGAGAAGAAAAAAAAAAUAUUCAUCAAUUCUUAAGCUACAGAAAAAUCAUAAAAGAUUUCCCCCCUCCCCUCUCUCCCCCCUGACCUUUCCUAUGUGAAAAAUUCCAUUUGUGACCGCUGGUAUGGGAUAAUGACCACCACUAAAGACAGGAAUAUUGGGCAAACAGAUGAAAAAUAAAAGGAAAAAAAUAUAAUUUUCAUUCAAAGGUGGGUGGGGGGGUGAAAAUGAUUUUUGUCUUUUUUUCUUUCCCCUCACUAUUUUUUAUUUUAUUUUUUUAUCUUCCUGGGAUUUUUUAAUUUGUUCCUUUUUUUUCCCCCCCAUAAAAAUAUAUAAAAAUCUUAAAUUAUCUUUACACUUAGUGUUUGCGGCACACAAAGCUAAGAAUGGUGAACUGGCUGUUUUGGGUGAGCGGCGCCCUGCUGUCUCUAAUUUCCCUUUCUCCCUCCCUCCCUCCCACUGCUGAUGGCACCUCCCCCCCCAACUCCUUGUGACACUUGAACUUUUCUUUUGUCUUUUUUUUCUCUCAAUUCUUCCUUUCACACAACACUCGGAAAAAAAAAAAAAAACUUUCAGAAAAAAAACAACAAACAAAACUUACAGGACCUAUUCUGGUGUUCAUCCCAUUAUUAAUCCUCAAAAGUCUUAAAAUAUAUUUUAAUAAAAAGAUGUCAACCAGCCAA
This is a messenger RNA of Octopus sinensis (East Asian common octopus), 3506 nucleotides long. Its product is annotated as polypyrimidine tract-binding protein 1. Gene Ontology annotation, cellular component: nucleus. Lineage: Eukaryota; Metazoa; Mollusca; Cephalopoda; Octopoda; Octopodidae. Gene Ontology annotation, biological process: mRNA processing; regulation of RNA splicing. The transcript is spliced from 18 exons. The coding region runs from base 671 to 2482 and encodes 603 amino acids. The record is from RefSeq and is a predicted model, not a curated record. Gene Ontology annotation, molecular function: mRNA binding.